Messenger RNA from Colletotrichum navitas, 1200 nucleotides. RefSeq lists its product as uncharacterized. The record is from RefSeq and is a predicted model, not a curated record. The transcript has a single exon. Bases 281 to 766 code for a protein of 161 amino acids. NCBI's taxonomy places the organism in Eukaryota, Fungi, Ascomycota, Sordariomycetes, Glomerellales, Glomerellaceae.
UCGACGAUCUGGUCGGGGGUAUUUUUGUUGGAUUUCUCCCGUUUUCCCUGCCCGAUUUGACUUACACCGAGUAUCGCCCCUUGCCCCAUGGCGAUCGCGUCACGCGACCGGUGAAAACCAGUGCAUCGUCUUUUCCACGUGCCCACGACCACGCCGUUGCUCCGCCUCUGCCGUCAGCUCUCUUGCCAUCUCGUAGUCAUGAUCCCAAUCGAAUGACGAUUUUUUGAGACCGGUUUGAUGCCCAUAUCAUGCCGGCGGCGUCGAUGGGAGUUUCCCGGAGAUGUGUCGCGAUGGAAGCUAUUCACAUUUGACCAGUGUCAUCGCAGAGGAACGACUGCCACCACUUCCGGCGCGUUCCCGAUCACAAAAACACGUGCAUCGAGUUUUUGAUGACUCUCGAUCCAUAUUGCUCACUUUUUUUUUCUCGGUCCAUCAUGAGCCUGUUUGCGGCGUGGCUGCGACUUCAAGUAUGACGCAUGUCUGCCCAAGGUGGAGGAGAACACGUGUAUGCCGGUCGCCGCCUAUCGACUCGUGCCUACGGACACGUCGCCAACAGCCUGAAACAGACUUUAGCUCGACGAAAGAAAUGUCCGUCACGAUUGGGAUGAUGGAUUUGUUGGAUUUCGAGGUAUCAGAAAUAACUCUCAUGGCAAAACUCCGACCCGGCCUUACUGGAAGCGCUGCAACUGUAAACGAGGAAAGGCUGCAUGUCACGUGGUGCCGGUCUCCCAUGCGCAGCAACUCGAUGACUGAUAGGCACUUCUAAGCAUCGCAGUCAGCUGCGUAGUGUUUCCCUCUUACUGAGGGGAGCAUUUAUCCGGCGAAGACAAAAGUCAUACCAGAGGCAUUGUUUCUGUAGCCGUGGUGCUCCUGGACUGUAGCAUGGCUAGACACACACAUUGUAGACCCAGGCCAACGGAGAACAGCGAGGUCCAAAUCAAGGCCACGUAUGCGAUGCUGCGGGCAACUCGGCCACUCCCCAGAUAUGGGAUUUUGUAGAGAUGUAUCAUAAACAGCAUCAUCAAUCAGGACAGGUGAAUAUCAAAGGCUCGGGAUAUCUGGUCGUCAGCGUGGUGUGUCGAGCAGCUCAUGUCAGGGCUGUGCUUUGUUUUGACCUGGCGACGCGUGUGCCCGAGCCCCCUUUUCGCAGCGAAACACACCCAGGGCCAACCUCACACGACACGGGCAGGGAAACUCCAG